Symbiodinium necroappetens is the source of this 839-nucleotide messenger RNA. The record is from the annotation of a GenBank genome assembly. Lineage: Eukaryota; Dinophyceae; Suessiales; Symbiodiniaceae.
GAGCGGCCUACCUCUCCUCGCAGCUUUAUUUUUGCUUCUCGUUUGCCGAGGCGAAAGGUGGCCGUUUCGGCAGUGGCCCGCUGCCUUUCAGCUGUUCCCCCAUGUUCGCUGUUGUCAACAACAUCUUCAGUGAUGAGGUGUUCAACUGGUUUCUCAUGGCCAGCGGCGACCUGCGUUCAGCGGGUCACUUUGGAGUCCUUGAGUGGACGGGCCCCGUGUUCAAAGUGCACGAGCUCACCCAUGAGGAGCUUUGCAAGCUGCCUUUCAAGGUGCUGAUGUUUGGCAGCACGGAGUACGACUCCAAGCACAGGCUCCUCGACCGGUUCAUCAAGGAGGACUAUCAGCACAAGAGGUUCAUCCUUUUCUCAAACUUCCGAAUUCGCCCGGAACUCGAGUCCAAGCUGAGACAGGUUUGCCAUCUGCUUGUUGUGGAUCGAGAUCCCAUGGCCGAUCCAUGGUGCCGGAGGAAGCUCCAGGAGCUAUGCGAGCUCCAGCGGGAGUGUGUCCAGCUCUUCCGAGACGACGUGGCUGCAUGGACUGUGGACACCAUUCAGAGGCAGAUCUCCUUCUUGGAGAGCUCCGGCAUUGAUGUGGACGCAGGCAGACAAGAGCUGGAGCCGCCCCUCAAGGCAGAGGAGGAUGGCCUCGCCGCAAUUCUGCUGAAGGGUCGCGCUGUCGACAAGCUCGGCGCCAAAUCCGACAGCGCCCGUAAGGCCGUUGUGCCACCCUUGCCAUCUUUGGACCGCAGCUGCAGCGCAUCAGCUGGAAUGCCAUGCAUUGUGGAGGCGUCGCCACCGAGAAUGCCGGAUUUGCUUCGGGCAUCCUCCUCCCCAUCCUGA